AUGGCGUUUGAUGAUUCAGAAGAAAAUCAAUCACAAACUCAAAACAACAAUAUGAAUCAAGGAGGUAAUAGUGAUAAUCUUGAUCCUUAUUUCAUUGCAAAUUCUGAUAAUCCGACUUCUGCAUUAGUUGCUGUAGUAUUUUCUGGUACAAAUUUUGUGCGAUGGAGCGGAAAUGUUAAACGAGCCUUAAUUGCUAAGAACAAGGAGGGUUUCAUCAAUGGUGAGAUAGCUAAACCUGCAAUUAAUCAUAAGGAUUACUUAAAAUGGAAGCGUGCUGAUUUUAUGGUAAUCAGCUGGAUCUUAAGCUCAAUGAAUCAUGAUUUAGCUGAUGAUUUUGGAUACAUUGACACUGCUGUGGAAUUAUGGAGAGAAUUGACUGAAAGAUUUGGUCAAUCCAAUGGACCAUUGAUCUAUCAGCUGAAAAAGGAGAUUGAGAAUUUGACUCAGCAAAACAUGACUAUUGUCAGUUAUUAUGGAAAACUGAAGAAACUUUGGGAUGAAAUGCAGAAUUUGAGGGCAUUUCCUACCUGUUCUUGUGGUGCUUUGUUACAAUGCAGUUGUAACUUCAUGAAGAAGGUAGCUGAAUUUGAAGAAGAAGACAAGAUGAUGAAAUUCCUACUUGGUUUGAAUGGUGGAUUUGAAAACACUGUGACUAAUGUUCUGUCAAUGGAUCCAUUACCUAGCAUAAACAGAGUAUUUUCUAUUACUCAACAGAUUGAAAAACAGAAAGAAGUGUGUCAUGCUGCAGUGGAAAGCAAUGCUAUGAAUAGUAGUGCAAUGGCUGCACAGGCUUACAGAAGUGUUGGAUCAACACAAGGGAAGAAAGAUUGGAAAGAUCUGAAGAAAGAUAAAAUGAACAGGCAGUGUACACAUUGCAAAGGAAAGGGUCAUACUGUUGACCAGUGUUUCAAGAUCAUUGGAUAUCCUGAUUGGUACAAUACAAUCAAAGCUUCCAAGGGAAACAGUUCACAAGGUGGCAGAAUUGCUGCAAAUGUUCAUACUAACAUUGACUUUGCAGACUGUCCUCUGGAUGAUACUGGAGCUGAAAAUACAACAGUCAACAAUGAAAUGCUGAAUGCUAUUUGUCAAGAGGUCAUGAAGGCCAUGAAAGGCAAGCAGUCAUAG
Spinacia oleracea (spinach) is the source of this 1125-nucleotide messenger RNA. RefSeq lists its product as uncharacterized. The coding region runs from base 1 to 1125 and encodes 374 amino acids. The record is from RefSeq and is a predicted model, not a curated record. NCBI's taxonomy places the organism in Eukaryota, Viridiplantae, Streptophyta, Magnoliopsida, Caryophyllales, Amaranthaceae. The transcript has a single exon.